This is a messenger RNA of Musa acuminata AAA Group (dessert banana), 556 nucleotides long. RefSeq lists its product as uncharacterized. NCBI's taxonomy places the organism in Eukaryota, Viridiplantae, Streptophyta, Magnoliopsida, Zingiberales, Musaceae. Bases 173 to 556 code for a protein of 127 amino acids. The record is from RefSeq and is a predicted model, not a curated record. The transcript has 2 exons.
CUCCAACACACCCAAUGACUUGUGGUUAAGAAACGCAAGAAAGAGGACUCUCUGGCUCUCUCGAGUCUCUCCUCAGUUUCCUUUCCUUCUCCUUCUCCGCCGCCUCCUCCUUCCACGUGGAGAGAAGAACUGUUCGUUUUCUUCGCCACCUCCGGUGUAGUUCGAAGGAGAGAUGGUGAUGUACGAACUCAUCAAGGGCGACGAGGCCACCGCGCCGUCCAAGCCUAACAACGAGCUCAGCAACGUCGUCGCCGCCGCGGACAACGCGCUGCUGUCCCUGCACGAGGAUGACAUCGAGGCCGGCGUCCGGAACGCCACGAAUACCCCGCAGGAGAAAGAGGAAGCGCCCGCCGCCCAGGGGUCGCGCCUCGUCUCCCUCGACGUCUUCCGGGGGUUCACCGUCGCACUCAUGAUCUUCGUAGAUUAUGCUGGAGCAUUUCUUCCUGCAACCAACCAUUCUCCUUGGAGUGGCAUAACCCUUGCCGAUGUUGUCAUGCCAUUUUUCUUGUUCAUAGUUGGAGUUGCACUUGCACUCACAUACAAGGUAAAAGCCUAA